Messenger RNA from Coccidioides posadasii C735 delta SOWgp, 510 nucleotides. It is a transcript of the gene YPI1, whose product is annotated as Type 1 phosphatases regulator ypi1. Gene Ontology annotation, molecular function: protein phosphatase 1 binding; protein serine/threonine phosphatase inhibitor activity. Gene Ontology annotation, cellular component: nucleus. Lineage: Eukaryota; Fungi; Ascomycota; Eurotiomycetes; Onygenales; Onygenaceae. The record is from RefSeq and is a predicted model, not a curated record.
AUGGCGCGAACAAGACCUCCAAACCCGCCCGCCCCUAGUAUAACUGCUACCCAUGUCGAAUCCUCCAACAUCCAACAGACAAGACGGGGAAUACCGAUUACUGGAACCCUAAGGCUACGAGGUGAGGCAACGGCCACAGAGGAGAGCCCUGCCGAACGGAGACAUAUACGAUGGGCUGAAGACGUUGUCGACAACGAAGGACAAGGCAAAAAGAGCUCAAAAGUCUGUUGCAUAUAUCAUAAGCCCCGAGAGGUUGGCGAAAGCAGUUCAGAGUCAGAUUCUUCCGACUCCGACUCUUCCGAGAGCAAUAGCGACAGCGAAAUCGAUAGUGGAGAAGCAAGAAUGACCAACAGCCGCUCUCCGAGACGUCAUUUACACAAUCAUGAUCAUGGUGGCAGUGAGCAUUCAGGUCACGGCAGAAAACGACCAAAAACGAAACCAAAGGUAAACGCUUAUGAGCGGGUGCCGAAGUAUAACGAAAAACGGGAAGGCACUGGGAAAGGCCCUUGA